CUUGUGUGCGGUUGAAUUAGUUCCUCGGCAUGUCUUCUCACAAGACUUUCAGGAUCAAGUGGUUCUUGGCCAGGAAGCAAAAGCAGAAUCGUCCCAUCCCCCAAUGGAUUCAGAUGAAAACUGGUGGUAAAAUCAGGUACAACUCAAAGAGAAGACAUUGA
This is a messenger RNA of Sus scrofa (pig), 161 nucleotides long. Lineage: Eukaryota; Metazoa; Chordata; Mammalia; Artiodactyla; Suidae. The record is from RefSeq and is a predicted model, not a curated record.